Desarmillaria tabescens is the source of this 1633-nucleotide messenger RNA. RefSeq lists its product as uncharacterized. The record is from RefSeq and is a predicted model, not a curated record. The transcript is spliced from 6 exons. Lineage: Eukaryota; Fungi; Basidiomycota; Agaricomycetes; Agaricales; Physalacriaceae. Bases 32 to 1288 code for a protein of 418 amino acids.
CUACAUCUAUAAACUCCUCUGAAAACAGCACAUGCUAGUUGAAUUAAAAUUUGAUCCCACAACCAUGCCUGAUCCACCCCCCCACGUCCUCUACACCAGGGAGCUUAUCCACAAAGGCCAUGGCUAUCCAUUUUGGUAUCCAGAGCCAGAUCCUAUCGCACUGGAUGAGGUCAAGGAAAGAGGCAUACAUCCUGGAGAUGUCGGAAUCAUUAACAAACAUGGAGGCUUCGACUUUCUCUUCAGCAUCUUCAGGAAUGCUAACGGCCAGGUCGUCGGAAAUGCACCUGAAAGCUUUCAGCCGGCCUCUGUAUCCGACCAACGAGAUGUACAAGUUUAUCCGGCGCAUGGGAAUGUUCUUAAAAGUGAACAUGUAUCCUGCAGAGAGGUUUCAGUAGAUGCUUCUGCUCAAGGUUUACCCAGCACUGUGGAUGCUGGCAUGUCCUUCGAUGUUAGUACCUCAGAUGUUUCCGCAGCAAUCUUGUGCCUUCCAGAUUAUUCUGUGAGGUAUGAGGCUGUGAACGAAGCCUUCUUCGAAGACUACGCCCGACAAUAUGGAGUAUCAUGGUACAACCAUGUCAACGGAACCUUGCAUCGGAAGGUGCAAAACGGUUUUUUAUAUCUUAUAACUGGGUGUGACAAAACAAAUACUUGGGGGAACGCAGUCGUCAGCAGGACAGAUCAGUCAUUCACGUUUUCUCUGAGGUGUACAUUGGCAAAUGUGGGUGGGGUAACAGUUAAAGUUGCAAAAUUGUGGAUCGAUGAUGCUGGAGUGGAAAAUGGCUUAUUCCUGAUUCCUUCCGCCCACUACCCUUAUCCAAUAGGUCUUCAGAACCAGUGUGUAUUUGCACGUGGUUUUACCAUUUUGCUUUCAGAAAACUUGUUCCGAAAAUCGUGGCUGGCAGUUACUCAUUCCAUCGAAGGUUCCUCCAGAGAUAGGAUUCCCUCUUUCAAUAGUAAGGCAUCACCUCUCCCGCCGAGCGAUGGAAAGACUGGAUUUUCGACUUAUCUUUCCUCGUUCAUUGGUUCCAAGACGGUACCGAACAACUCGGACUCAGAUCAGAGAAGGAUGAUGGCAGAGAGCACUGACUCCCAUGGGUCGUUUGCCGUAGAAGUAUCUGAAUUUCCACCUGGGGGAAACUGGAUCUUGAAUCUUUCGAUGGUAAUGAAUGAAUAUCUGUUGAGCAAGGACCCUUCCCUCGAGAUAGUAGUCACGCAUGACAAAGAGUGGAUAGGAGCUCUGGCGCAAAUUAAAAGAUUCGUUGGAUGCCAAGCUGUCCAGCAACGUUAGCGUACCACCAAAGCUUCCUUCAGAAAGAAUGUCAUCAGGACAGCGCUUACGCCUCAAAGAUGAACGUCAAUUUUGGGCCGUUCUCAUCGGUAUUGACGCAUAUCCAACCACUCCACUACGCGGUUGUGUAUCAGAUGCAAGGGAAAUGGCCAAAUAUCUGAUCGGAGACCUCGGUGUCCCAGAAGAUCAUAUUCAGUACCUUCUGGGUGCCAGCUCACCGCCGUAUUCUCAGUCAAAUGAUGGCUACAUCCAUUCCCCUGAAAACUUCGUACAAAGCUAUCCCAACGUUGACUCCGAAGGCAACGAUUCCUCCAUCCCCACCCGUGAUAAUAUAAUCAAAACACU